Molecule: messenger RNA, 1428 nt
Organism: Lachancea fermentati
Lineage: Eukaryota; Fungi; Ascomycota; Saccharomycetes; Saccharomycetales; Saccharomycetaceae
Source: the annotation of a GenBank genome assembly
AUGCCAUCACAGCUUACAAAGUCUGAUCCCAUAAUAAUCGUCGGUGCCGGUGUCUCUGGUCUUUCAACGGCCUAUUCACUUCUCAGGAAAGGCUUCAAAAAUGUUCAUAUCUUUGAUAAGAGGGACUAUAUCACAAAGGGCUAUAGUUAUUUUGAAGGAUGUGAUAGUCCUUCUUCCGAUAUGAAUAAAAUAUUCAGGGCCGCUUAUGGAGAGCAAACGCACUACCAGAAAAUGUCACUUGACAGCCGAGAGGUAUUCCUAAGAUGGAACCAGAUGAUAAAAGAAACAAAUUUCGAGGGUGGCAAACCGAUCUAUUUGAAUACAGGAAAUAUUCACUUGACUGAUCAGCAGAAAUUACCUAUUUUUGAAGAGACAACGUUGAAAAAUAUGAGCAACCUUCAGGCUAUUUGUGUCUCGGACCCCGAUGCUGAGAUAAGAGCGCAAAAGUCUGGCCUUCCAGCGUCAGCUGUUGAUCCAUUUGAAAUGAAAAAGCGGGCGAAACAUCACCAAGGUGUUCUUGACACAACUGGUGGGAUGAUCAUUGCUGAUAAGUGUUGUAGAUGGGUGCUACACCUCUGUAGAACCGAGUUUCCAAACACGUUUCACUACCACUUUGGACCCAAGAUUGGGGAAACUGACCAUUUGCUUCUCGAAUACUCUAAGAAGACCGGCAAGAAGAGAUGCGUAGGCAUCAAAACAAAAGAUGGGAAGUUACACUUUGCAAAACUAGUCAUUACGGCGUGUGGACCAUGGACUGUUGAAGUCCCAGAGGCAGCUGAGAGACUCGAAGCAACCGGCGGGACCGUUGCUCUUAUCAAAGUUACGGAUCCGAAAGCUCUAAAAAAAUAUCACGAAGACGUAUUUCCAACUUGGACCUACAAGGUUAGAGACGGCGCUAUGGGAGGACUAUAUGGUUUUCCGAUAAAGCAUGGCUACAUGAAAAUUGGUUAUCGUGGGUUGAAAUGGACUAACCCCCAGCCUAAAGUAAAUUCUAAGGUGAAGACUGCCUUUAGUGAUGACCCAGAAACAAAUGUUCCCAUCUUUGGUCUUAACUUGAUUAAACAAUUUAUCAAAGAGCACGUACCAGAAGUUAGCAAGAUAGACAAAACGAGAUUGUGCUGGUACUCUGAUUCGGAAGAUAACGACUUUUUGAUAUCUUAUUCUCCUCAUUACGAGGAUAAAUCGCUCUUCACCAUUGCGGGUGACUCAGGACACGCCUUUAUGAUGUUUGGCAGCAUUGGCGAUGUGAUCGUUGACAUCAUUCUGGAUAACAAGGGUGACACUUUUUUGAAGCACUUAUUCUCGUGGGAAAGGAAGAGAGAAAAGCUAAAUGCAAUCAAUAUGGGCCUCGAAGAUCCUCGCGCGCUACCAAACCUAGUAAUGGCUACCGAAAAUGACUGGGUCAUUAGAGAAGUUGCCAAAUUAUGA